AGACCGGCAUACGUGAACAAUGCUUGGCUACUGAACACACCUGCCUUUGGAAACAACUACGUAAACAUCGUGAACGCGACGAACCCUUUUUAGUAUGCAAUGGCAUCGGAUAUGGGCCUUGGCGGGAUGCAUCUUUCACUGUGCUGAUAUCGAUCGAAAUAAACUAUUGUAACAUUCGAAGUUUACUAUUGAAAGUACACGAAUUUCUUAAACUGUAGUUUAGUGAAGUUAAGUGAAAAAAAGAAAAUAUUUUCACUGCUACUUUACGCUGCAUUCACCUUUCACAAUGCCACCUGAUUCUAAGAGAGAAGAAUUUAGAAAAUAUUUAGAAAGGGCAGGCGUUAUGGAUGCUCUUACAAAGGUACUUGUAUCUUUAUAUGAAGAACCAGAAAAACCAGAGGAUGCUUUAGAAUAUAUUCGUCAAAAUCUAGCAGGUAUUACAGAAGUAGAUGUUGAAAUACAAUCAUUAAAAAAUGAACUGGAAGAAGCUAAAGCCAAGAUCACAGAUUUAAAGGCAAAGUUGGUGAAAUAUGAAGCAGAUGAAGGAGCAGAAUAAUCGAAGCCAGAAGUUUGACACUAUAAUAGAAUACUAGUCCCUGCUGGACACUGACUUUCACAGGAAGUCAGACCGACUAUGUGCCUUAAAAUAGAUAUAGCAAAUCACUUUCUAAGACAAUUUAAAACAUAAAAUUAAGUUUCAUUCUUACAAAUUCCAUUA
Messenger RNA from Eufriesea mexicana, 718 nucleotides. RefSeq names its product C-Myc-binding protein. The record is from RefSeq and is a predicted model, not a curated record. The coding region runs from base 287 to 556 and encodes 89 amino acids. Gene Ontology annotation, molecular function: transcription coactivator activity. Lineage: Eukaryota; Metazoa; Arthropoda; Insecta; Hymenoptera; Apidae. Gene Ontology annotation, cellular component: nucleus. The transcript has 4 exons. Gene Ontology annotation, biological process: regulation of DNA-templated transcription.